AUGCAGGCACACCUCUCAGACCUGGCUUCUGAGCCAGAGUCGCCACAUUUCCGAACGUGCCAACGCGUCUACAAUCGGUGUCAGCGCAUCCUCUUUGAAGACCCCGAUCCCGAAAUGAUGAUCCCAGAUCGUCAUCUGCUUCCAUUGUUCCAUCCAUUCUUCGAGGUGCGUCGGAAAAUGUGGCCUGGCAACACAAAAACCGCCUUGGCCGGCAUGGCAUCUGCUGUUCUAGCCAUUGGUCGCCCAGACGUGGCUCAAUACGGCCAAAAUCUAGCUUUGCAGCAAGGCAGAUUGCCCCCUAGUGACUUGAUCAUCCAUCAACCUUCCCGCGAUGCGUCUGCCGCGUCUGCUUCGUCGUCUGUCGAUCACCCUCCUGGUGAAGACACUGAGCAUGCAGUGUCCAGUGUACAUGCUUCUUCCACCCCAACGUCAGCCUCGCUAUCAACCACCGCACCUUCCGCACCAGAAAAGCCUCCUGCCUCCCUUGUAUCGCCUUCUGGUGCCGCUGGCUUCCCUGACGACAGGCAUGCGCCUUUGCCACAUGAACCGCCAGCCACCUUUGCCUCUGCUCAGCAGCAUGAUACCAAGCCAGACCCUGUACAGCAAGUGUUUGGACAGGACGACAGCGGAACCCCUCGCAACGCCGCGCCUCUGCCUCUACCACAGCCCCUGCCAUCCACGCCAACAACCCCAAGCGCGCCAACGACGAUGCCCAGUCAUACCACUACCACAUCCGCACUUCCGCCUUUGAACCCCAACAGCCAUGAGUAUGCAUUGCAUCAAAAGUACCUUUGCUCGCAUUAUGGUCGUACUGAGAUGCAGUUCUUGCAAGCUCUCCAGGACAUCCCUUCGCGCUUGCAGCAGCUUCCCAAACCAGCGCGACUCUCGGCUCUGCGUGCCGAGCUUACCAGCUUGAAUCGCACGUUGCCCGCCGAAGUCUGUUUCCCGACUUGGUGUGCUGGAUCCCCCGCUGGAUCUGCACACCCAGAGAGGCAUCAUCGCGUUAUGCGCAUUAGUGCGUCCGAAGCUGUCGUCCUCAAUUCGGCAGAUCGCGUGCCGUACCUGCUGCACGUGGAAGUGCUUCGUAAUGACCUAGACUUUGAUCCAAACCGGCGCUACAAUCGCGAGCUACUACACUCUAUCCUUCAAAAUCGCGACCGCUCACUCAGGCCCCUGCUGAUGGCCCAUACAAAGCGCCCUUCGAUACCCCGUCACCCAGGGGCGCUACCUGACGAUCCCGCGCCUGGGGAUCAACAAUCUGGCGAAGUCGAUCUCACCGAGCAAAUGUACGGCUCCGAUCUCUCAGCCUUUGGCAUGGUGCACGAAGAUGUCGGCAUCCAAGAGGAGUUCGGCACAAAGAACGACACCCUCGAUACCGCCGCUUGGGCACAUGCGUCCAACGCCAACGAGCAGCGUGCAGACUUCUCUCUCGACGAGUAUUCUCAGCGCAUGCGCACGGCUGCCGUCAUGCUAGCUCAACUCAACAAGGGCAGCACCUUGCCGCGUACUGCCGCCGCCUCUGACGCCGCCGAGCCUGGAAAUGAACCUGCACCGACGCGCGUGUCGUAUGCUGAUGCACAGGUCAUUCGUCAGCGCAUCAUGGACGAGAUGACCGCUCUCGAAGAGCAGCGCAUGAAGCGCAUGAAACGGGGGGGUCAGUUCUUUACGCGACGCAAACGCAACAUGAUGGGUGCCGAGGAUGAGAGUGCCGUGCUAAAAGCCGUUAAUAAAGACGAUCCCUCUGCCGCAUACUUCCGCGAGUCUUGGACCAUCAAAAAGGACCGCAUCCGUGCCUCGUCUCCCUACGGCAGCCUACCUGGCUGGGAUCUCUUUUCAGUUAUCGUCAAGACCGGUGCUGAUUUACGGCAGGAACUCUUCGCCGUGCAGCUGAUUCACGAAUUUAAGCGUGUAUGGAGUGAGUGCCGAUCAUCUUGCUGGGUGCACUACUUUCGCAUUGUGACCCUCAACGAGUCGGCAGGUCUUAUUGAAACGAUCACAGAUGCCAUUUCUGUGCAUUCGAUCAAGAAGGCUGCGUAUGCAAGUCAAAUGGCCGGCCAGCCCAUCUCCACCUACACACUGUAUGACUACUUUGUACAGACGUAUGGGGAUCCACACUUACCCCGUUUCCGCCGUGCACGGCGCAACUUUAUGGAGUCACUCGCCGGCUAUGCAAUUGUGUCUUACCUCUUACAAAUCAAAGACCGCCACAACGGCAAUAUUCUCGUCGACGCAGACGGCCACCUGAUUCAUAUCGACUUUGGAUUUAUCCUUGGCUUGUCGCCUGGCGGCGUCGGCUUCGAAGCCGCGCCGUUCAAAUUUCCUCGCGACUAUAUCGAUAUUCUUGGCGGUAUGGACAGUGAUGGCUACAAUGAAUUCAAAGCCCUUAUGCGCCAAGGUUUUCGUGACGUCCGAAAACACGCCGAGCGAUUCAUCCUCUUAGUCGAGCUUAUGCAGCGCAAUUCUCACUUGCCCUGCUUUGCGGCAAGCGAUAACGCUGCUGCUCAGCUUCGAGACCGGUUCCAGCUUAAUUUCACCUCUGCGCAGUGUGAUGAAUUUGUCGAUAAACUCGUCCUCAGUGCAGCUGGUAGCGCUUUCACUCGCUUGUACGAUCAGUACCAGAACUUCACGCAGAGUAUCCUUUAA
Malassezia globosa CBS 7966 is the source of this 2643-nucleotide messenger RNA. RefSeq lists its product as uncharacterized. Gene Ontology annotation, cellular component: cytoplasm; membrane. Gene Ontology annotation, biological process: phosphatidylinositol phosphate biosynthetic process; phosphatidylinositol-mediated signaling. The record is from RefSeq and is a predicted model, not a curated record. Bases 1 to 2643 code for a protein of 880 amino acids. The transcript has a single exon. Lineage: Eukaryota; Fungi; Basidiomycota; Malasseziomycetes; Malasseziales; Malasseziaceae. Gene Ontology annotation, molecular function: 1-phosphatidylinositol 4-kinase activity.